Gracilinanus agilis (Agile Gracile Mouse Opossum) is the source of this 9945-nucleotide messenger RNA. RefSeq names its product fibrillin 1 (gene FBN1). Gene Ontology annotation, molecular function: calcium ion binding. The coding region runs from base 4 to 8496 and encodes 2830 amino acids. The record is from RefSeq and is a predicted model, not a curated record. NCBI's taxonomy places the organism in Eukaryota, Metazoa, Chordata, Mammalia, Didelphimorphia, Didelphidae. The transcript is spliced from 64 exons.
ACCAUGCGGAGAGGGGGUCUGCUGGAGCUAGCCCUGGGAUUUACAGUGCUCUUGUCUUCCUAUACGAGCCAUGGUGCUGAAGGAAAUUCGGAGACAGGCAAUGUGAAGGAAACCAGAGCCAGCCGGGCAAAAAGAAGAGGCGGAGGAGGACACGAUGCGCUCAAAGGACCAAAUGUGUGUGGAUCACGUUACAAUGCUUACUGUUGCCCUGGAUGGAAAACUUUACCUGGUGGAAAUCAAUGCAUUGUCCCAAUUUGUCGGCAUUCCUGUGGAGAUGGAUUUUGUUCAAGGCCAAACAUGUGUACAUGCCCAACUGGACAGAUAUCUCCUUCUUGUGGCUCCAGAUCAAUACAACACUGUAACAUCCGGUGUAUGAAUGGAGGUAGCUGUAGCGACGAUCAUUGUUUGUGCCAGAAAGGAUACACGGGAACGCACUGUGGACAACCUGUCUGUGAGAGUGGUUGUCUAAAUGGAGGUAGAUGUGUGGCUCCCAAUCGCUGUGCUUGUACAUAUGGCUUCACAGGACCACAGUGUGAAAGAGAUUACAGAACAGGCCCAUGUUUCACACUGGUCAGCAACCAGAUGUGCCAGGGACAGCUCAGUGGGAUUGUCUGUACAAAGACCCUUUGCUGUGCUACAGUAGGAAGAGCUUGGGGACAUCCCUGUGAGAUGUGCCCAGCCCAGCCUCAUCCCUGUCGCCGAGGCUUCAUCCCAAACAUUCGAACAGGAGCUUGUCAAGAUGUGGAUGAAUGCCAAGCCAUCCCUGGGCUCUGUCAAGGAGGAAAUUGCAUUAACACUGUUGGAUCUUUUGAGUGCAAGUGCCCUGCUGGACACAAAUUUAAUGAAGUGACACAAAAAUGUGAAGAUAUUGACGAGUGUGCCACUAUUCCUGGAGUCUGUGAUGGGGGUGAAUGUUCAAACACUGUCAGCAGUUACUUUUGCAAAUGUCCCCCAGGAUUUUAUACCUCUCCUGAUGGAACCAGAUGCAUAGAUGUUCGCCAAGGAUUCUGUUAUGCAUCUCUGACCAAUGGACGCUGCAACAACCAGCUACCCCAACAGCUCACCAAGAUCCAAUGCUGCUGUGAAAUGGGCCGCUGCUGGGCUGCCGGGCCAGCCAUGGCCCCGGAGAUGUGCCCUAUCCGGGCUACAGAGGAGUUCCACAGGCUUUGCACCCUGCCUGGGAUAGUUCCUGGAAGGCCUGAUAUUCCUCUGCCUCCUAUCUACCCUCCCAGUGGCCCAGUUCCUCCAGGUGUCCCUGUACCACCUAUUAUCUAUCCACCAAUCCCUAGACCACCCCUCCCAGAACUUCCAUAUCCAUCUCGAGAACCACCACGUGUGUUGCCAGUCAACAUCACUGAUUACUGCCAGCUGUACCGAGGUCUCUGCCUCAAUGGGCACUGCAUUCCCACCCCUGGAAGCUAUCGUUGUGAAUGCAACAAAGGAUUUCAGCUGGACAUUCGUGGAGAAUGCAUUGAUAUUGAUGAGUGUGAAAAAAAUCCUUGUGUAGGUGGAGAGUGUGUCAAUACUCCAGGAUCCUACAUAUGCCAGUGUCGAGUUGGCUAUCAGAGCACAUUGACAAGGACUGAAUGUCGAGAUAUUGAUGAAUGUUUACAGAAUGGCCGGAUCUGCAAUAACGGACGUUGUAUAAACACAGACGGCAGUUUCCACUGUGUGUGUAAUGCUGGUUUCCAUGUGGCAAGUGAUGGGAAAAAUUGUGAAGAUAUGGAUGAAUGCAGCAUACGAAACAUGUGUCUCAAUGGAAUGUGUAUCAAUGAAGAUGGCAGUUUUAAGUGCAUUUGUAAACCUGGCUUCCAGUUGGCAUCAGAUGGCCGUUACUGCAAAGAUAUUAAUGAAUGUGAAACACCUGGAAUCUGCAUGAAUGGACGCUGUGUGAACACAGAUGGAUCCUACCGAUGUGAAUGCUUCCCUGGUCUGGCCGUGGGGCUAGAUGGACGAGUGUGUGUUGAUACACACAUGCGGAGCACAUGCUAUGGUGGAUACAAGAGAGGUCAGUGUGUCAAACCCUUAUUUGGAGCAGUUACCAAGUCUGAAUGCUGCUGUGCCAGUACUGAAUAUGCCUUUGGGGAACCUUGCCAGCCAUGCCCUGCUCAGAAUUCAGCGGAAUAUCAAGCACUUUGCAGCAGUGGCCCAGGAAUGACUUCAGGAGGCAGUGAUAUUAAUGAAUGUGCAUUAAACACCUUGCUUUGUGACAAUGGACAAUGCAGAAACACUCCUGGGAGUUUCACCUGUACCUGUCCCAAGGGAUUUGUAUACAAACCUGACCUAAAAACUUGUGAAGAUAUUGAUGAAUGUGAAUCAAGCCCUUGUGUUAAUGGAGCAUGCAAAAAUACCCUGGGUUCUUUUGUUUGUGAAUGUUCUCCUGAAAGUACUUUGGAUGCAACAAAAACUAUCUGCAUAGAAACAAUUAAAGGCACUUGUUGGCAGACUAUUGUUGAUGGAAGAUGUGAAAUUAAUAUCAAUGGAGCCACAUUGAAGUCACAGUGCUGUUCUUCACUGGGUGCUGCCUGGGGAAGCCCAUGUACGCCUUGCAAAAUAGACCCAAUAUGUGCUAAGGGGUACUCGAGAAUUAAAGGAACACAGUGUGAAGAUAUAAAUGAGUGUAUUGUAUUUCCUGGAGUGUGCAAAAAUGGCCUUUGUGUCAACACUAUGGGAUCAUUUGUUUGCCAGUGCCCUAGUGGGAUGACAUUGGAUCUCACUGGGAGAAUCUGUCUUGAUAUCCGCCUAGAAACUUGCUACCUGAGUCACGAAGAUGAGGAAUGCUCUUUGCCUAUCGCUGGCCGCCACCGGAUGGAUGCAUGCUGCUGUUCUGUUGGGGCAGCCUGGGGAAGCACAGAAUGUGAGGAGUGCCCAGUGAGAAAUACACCUGAGUAUGAUGCUCUUUGUCCUAGAGGGCCUGGAUUUGCCACAAGAGGAGAGGUUAUAAAUGGAAAACCUUUCUUUAAAGAUAUAAAUGAAUGCAAGAUGAUCCCAAGUCUGUGUACCUAUGGCAAGUGCAGAAAUACCAUCGGCAGCUUUAAAUGUAGAUGUGAUAAUGGCUUUGCCCUGGAUUCUGAAGAAAGGAACUGUACAGAUAUUGAUGAAUGCCGGAUAUCUCCUGAUCUGUGUGGCCAAGGCAUCUGUGUGAAUACCCCCGGGGACUUUAAAUGCGAGUGCUUUGAUGGAUAUGAAAGUGGAUUUAUGAUGAUGAAGAACUGCAUGGAUAUCGAUGAAUGUCAGAGGGACCCUCUUCUUUGUCGAGGUGGCACCUGCCUGAAUACGGAGGGAAGUUACCGUUGUGAGUGCCCUCCUGGACAUCAGAUGGCUCCCAAUAUCUCAGCCUGUAUAGACAUCAAUGAAUGUGAUCUAAGUGUUAACCUUUGCCGAAAUGGCCGUUGUGUGAACCUGAUUGGGAAAUAUCAGUGUGCUUGCAAUCCAGGCUAUCACUCCACACCCGAUAAACUCUUCUGUGUUGAUAUUGAUGAAUGUAGCAUAAUGAAUGGGGGUUGUGACACCUUCUGCACCAAUUCCGAAGGCAGCUAUGAAUGCAGCUGUCGACAGGGAUUCGCACUCAUGCCAGAUCAGAGAUCAUGCACUGACAUUGAUGAGUGUGAAGAUAACCCCAAUAUUUGUGACGGAGGUCAGUGUACCAACAUACCUGGAGAGUAUAGAUGUCUCUGCUUUGAUGGGUUUAUGGCAUCUGAGGACAUGAAAACCUGUGUCGAUGUUAAUGAAUGUGACCUUAAUCCAAACAUUUGUCUGAGUGGCACCUGUGAGAACACAAAAGGCUCAUUCAUCUGCCAUUGUGACAUGGGAUAUUCUGGCAAAAAAGGAACAACUGGCUGUACAGACAUCAAUGAAUGUGAAAUUGGAGCACAUAAUUGUGACAGGCAUGCUGUCUGCACCAACACAGCAGGGAGCUUCAAAUGCAGCUGCAGCCCGGGGUGGAUUGGCAAUGGCAUUAAGUGCACAGAUUUGGACGAAUGCUCUAAUGGGACGCAUAUGUGUAACCAACAUGCUGACUGUAAAAAUACGAUGGGAUCUUACCGCUGUUUGUGUAAGGAAGGAUACACUGGAGAUGGCUUCACUUGUAUAGAUCUUGAUGAAUGCUCAGAAAAUCUGAACCUUUGCGGAAAUGGGCAGUGCCUCAAUGCCCCUGGAGGAUAUCGUUGUGAAUGUGAUAUGGGAUUUGUGCCAAGCACUGAUGGAAAAGCCUGUGAAGAUAUUGAUGAAUGUUCCCUUCCUAAUAUCUGUGUCUUUGGGACUUGUCACAACCUUCCUGGUCUUUUCCGCUGUGAGUGUGAGACUGGCUAUGAACUGGACAGAACUGGAGGGAACUGCACAGAUGUUAAUGAAUGUCUCGACCCUACAACUUGUAUUAGUGGGAAUUGUGUCAAUACCCCGGGUAGCUACACCUGUGACUGUCCACCUGAUUUUGAGCUGAACCCCACCAGAGUUGGCUGUGUUGAUACACGAUCUGGCAACUGCUAUUUGGAUAUUCGUCCUCGAGGAGACAAUGGAGAUACAUCCUGUAGCAAUGAAAUUGGAGUUGGUGUUUCUAAGGCUUCCUGCUGUUGUUCCCUGGGUAAAGCUUGGGGCACUCCAUGUGAACUCUGCCCUGCUGUGAACACAUCUGAAUACAAGAUUCUUUGUCCUGGAGGAGAAGGCUUCCGACCAAAUCCUAUCACAGUUAUAUUGGAAGAUAUCGAUGAGUGCCAAGAACUGCCUGGACUUUGCCAAGGAGGGAAAUGUAUCAAUACAUUUGGCAGUUUCCAAUGCCGUUGCCCAACUGGUUACUACUUGAAUGAAGAAACCCGAGUGUGCGAUGAUGUAAAUGAAUGUGAAACUCCUGGUAUCUGCGGUCCUGGAACAUGUUAUAACACAGUUGGGAACUACACUUGUAUUUGUCCCCCAGACUAUAUGCAAGUCAAUGGUGGGAAUAACUGCAUGGAUAUGAGAAGGAGUUUAUGCUAUCGAAAUUAUUAUGCUGACAACCAGACCUGUGAUGGAGAACUGCUGUUCAAUAUGACCAAAAAAAUGUGUUGCUGCUCUUACAACAUUGGCCGUGCCUGGAAUAAGCCCUGUGAACAGUGUCCCAUCCCCAGCACUGAUGAGUUUGCUACCCUCUGUGGUAGUCAGAGACCUGGCUUUGUCAUUGACAUUUAUACCGGCUUACCAGUUGAUAUCGAUGAGUGCCGAGAGAUUCCUGGAGUCUGUGAAAAUGGAGUUUGUAUCAAUAUGGUUGGUAGCUUCAGAUGUGAAUGCCCAGUGGGGUUCUUUUAUAAUGACAAGUUAUUGAUUUGUGAAGAUAUCGAUGAAUGUCAGAAUGGUCCAGUGUGUCAGCGCAAUGCAGAAUGUAUCAACACAGCCGGCAGCUUCCGCUGUGACUGUAAGCCAGGAUAUAGGUUCACCUCAACAGGACAGUGCAACGAUAGGAACGAAUGCCAAGAAAUCCCCAAUAUCUGCAGUCAUGGUCAGUGCAUUGACACAGUUGGAAGUUUCUAUUGCCUUUGUCACACUGGAUUUAAGACAAAUGCUGAACAAAACAUGUGUGUGGAUAUAAAUGAGUGCGAAAGGGAUGCCUGUGGAAAUGGAACAUGCAGAAACACUGUUGGUUCUUUCAACUGCCGAUGCAACCAUGGAUUUAUCCUCUCUCAUAACAAUGAUUGUAUAGAUGUUGAUGAAUGUGCUACUGGGAAUGGGAAUCUUUGCAGAAAUGGUCAGUGCCUCAAUACUGUUGGAUCCUUCCAGUGUCAGUGCAAUGAAGGCUAUGAAGUCACUGCUGAUGGAAGAAGUUGUGUUGAUAUAAAUGAGUGUCUAGCUGAUCCUGGGAAAUGUGCACCAGGCACAUGUCAAAACUUGGAUGGAUCCUACAGAUGCAUUUGUCCUCCUGGAUACAGCCUGCAAAAUGACAACUGUGAAGAUAUUGAUGAGUGUGUGGAAGAACCAGAAAUCUGUGCCUUGGGCACAUGCAGUAACACUCCAGGCAGCUUCAAAUGUCUGUGUCCAGAAGGCUUUUCAUUAUCAUCUACUGGUAGAAGAUGCCAAGACUUGAGAAUGAGCUAUUGCUACGCGAAGUUUGAAGGAGGCAAAUGUUCAUCACCUAAAUCCAGGAAUCAUUCCAAACAAGAAUGCUGCUGUGCCUUAAAGGGAGAAGGUUGGGGGGACCCAUGUGAGCUGUGUCCUACUGAACCAGAUGAGGCAUUUCGCCAAAUCUGCCCAUAUGGAAGUGGGAUCAUUGUUGGACCUGAUGACACUCGUGUUGAUAUGGAUGAAUGCAAAGAGCCUGAUGUCUGCAAAUAUGGCCAGUGCAUCAACACAGAUGGUUCCUACCGCUGCGAGUGUCCUUUUGGGUAUAUACUCCAUGGAGUUGAGUGUGUAGAUACUGAUGAAUGCUCGGUGGGUAAUCCUUGUGGAAAUGGAACAUGCAAGAAUGUUAUUGGAGGCUUUGAAUGUACAUGUGAGGAAGGGUUUGAGCCAGGUCCAAUGAUGACAUGUGAAGAUAUAAAUGAGUGUGCUCAGAACCCUCUCCUCUGUGCCUUCCGAUGCGUAAAUACUUAUGGAUCAUAUGAAUGUAAAUGUCCCAUCGGUUAUGUUCUUAGAGAAGACAGGAGAAUGUGCAAAGAUGAGAAUGAGUGUGAAGAAGGAAAGCAUGACUGUGCUGAAAAACAAAUGGAAUGCAAGAACCUAAUUGGAACAUAUAUGUGCAUCUGUGGCCCUGGCUACCAACGGAGACCUGAUGGAGAAGGUUGCAUUGAUGAGAAUGAAUGUCAGACUAAGCCAGGAAUCUGUGAAAAUGGACGUUGCCUCAAUACCAGAGGAAGCUACACGUGCGAGUGCAAUGAUGGCUUCACAGCCAGCCCUGCCCAGGAUGAGUGCCUUGACAACCGAGAAGGAUACUGCUUCACUGAAGUUUUACAAAGCAUGUGUCAGAUUGGAUCGAGUAACCGGAAUCCAGUCACCAAGUCUGAGUGUUGCUGCGAUGGUGGGAGAGGCUGGGGCCCCCACUGUGAAAUCUGCCCAUUCCAAGGCACUGUAGCCUUUAAGAAACUUUGCCCUCAUGGCCGAGGAUUCAUGACCAAUGGAGCAGAUAUUGAUGAAUGCAAGGUUAUUCAUGAUGUUUGCCGGAAUGGAGAAUGUAUUAAUGAGAGAGGAUCCUACCAUUGCAACUGUAACACUGGCUAUACUCCAGAUAUCACUGGUACCACCUGUGUAGAUCUGAAUGAAUGUAACCAGGCUCCCAAACCCUGCAAUUUCAUAUGCAAAAAUACCGAAGGGAGUUACCAGUGUUCAUGUCCAAAAGGAUACAUCCUUCAGGAGGAUGGAAGAAGCUGCAAAGAUCUUGAUGAGUGCGCAACCAAACAACAUAAUUGUCAGUUCCUUUGUGUUAACACCAUUGGAGGCUUUACGUGCAAAUGUCCACCUGGAUUUACCCAACAUCAUACAGCUUGUAUUGAUAACAAUGAAUGUACCUCUGAAGUCAACCUUUGUGGAGCUAAGGGUGUUUGUCAGAAUACUCCUGGAAGCUUCACUUGUGAAUGUCAAAGGGGCUUCUCACUAGAUCAGAGUGGAGCCAGCUGUGAAGAUGUGGAUGAGUGUGAGGGAAACCACCGGUGCCAACAUGGCUGCCAGAAUAUCAUUGGAGGAUACAGAUGUAGCUGCCCUCAGGGAUAUCUCCAGCACUACCAGUGGAACCAGUGUGUGGAUGAAAAUGAAUGCCUCAGUGCACACAUAUGUGGAGGAGCCUCCUGCCACAACACCCUGGGAAGCUACAAGUGCAUGUGUCCCACUGGAUUCCAGUAUGAGCAGUUUAGUGGAGGAUGCCAGGAUGUCAAUGAAUGUGGCUCAGCACAGGCCCCUUGCAGCUAUGGGUGCUCCAACACAGAAGGAGGCUACUUGUGUGGCUGUCCACCAGGCUACUUCAGGAUUGGCCAAGGGCAUUGUGUUUCUGGGAUGGGCAUGGGCCGAGGACCUGAGGCUCCUGUCAGUGGAGAAGUGGAUGACAAUUCACUCUCACCAGAAGCUUGCUAUGAAUGUAAAAUCAAUGGCUAUCCCAAAAGAGGCAGAAGACGGAGAAGUGUUAAUGAAACAGAUGCCCUUGAUGCAGAAGAUCAGCCUGAGAUGGAAGCCCCAGUGAGUCUGGCAAGUUGGGACGUUGAGAAGACAGCUGUCUUUGUUUUCAAUGUUUCCUCGAUCAGUAACAAAGUUCGGAUUCUGGAACUCCUUCCAGCCCUUACAACUCUGACAAAUCACAAUCGAUAUUUAAUUGAAUCUGGGAAUGAAGAUGGCCUCUUUAAAAUCAACCAAAAGGAAGGCAUAAGCUAUCUUCACUUCUCAAAGAAGAAGCCAGUGGCUGGAACCUAUUCAUUACAAAUCAGUAGUAUUCCUCUUUAUAAAAAGAAGGAACUUAACCAGCUAGAAGACAAACAUGACAAAGACUACCUCAGUGGUGAACUGGGUGAUAACCUGAAAAUGAAAAUUCAGAUUUUGCUUCAUUAAUUCACCAACCAAAGACCAAAUAAUGAAAAAAAAAAAAACAACAACAACAAAGAUAGAUAGGUAGAACUGAAUGUUUCUCCCAGUCAGAUUCUCCAUAUCAUAGGUACAAUCUUUCACGAGUACAUUUGUAUGCGUGAGCACUAUUGUAUUAUUACAUAAGCAAGGUACAGGAUGAAUACCCUAGCUCAAAACAACCACUUUCUCAGGCUUCUCAUGAGUGUAGCUGAGCUGCCUUGGCAUGAUGUAUAAUGAUAUGUUGAAUCUUGAAAACCGGGACAUAUUUCCAUUGGAAGUUGGCCAUUGAUGCUGAGACAUGUCAUCCUUUCAGCAGAGGUACAUGAAUGUGCUUUCAAUUGAAGGACUGUUCAAUUUUAAAAAUUUUUUUUAAAAUUUUGCUUUUCCAACUACAACAUACUAGGUCAGCCAUUUAUAAUAUCUAUUUGGUGCUAGUAAAUUUUCAAACUAGAUUUAUAAAUGCACUGUAAUAUUUACACAACUUAGAAGCCAAAUUGCAAUUAUUCAGUUUAAAUAUUUCAUUAAUUUCAGUCAACCAAAGUUAGCUCAGUAGCUUAUCUCAGUUAUGACUAUAAUACAGUACAUGUAAAUUAAGUGUGUGUAUACUGUAAUCGUGCUAUUUUUUAUCAUUGAAGCGUUUGUAAACUAGAGUAAUAAUACCCUAAAUGUGAGGGUUUAUAAUGGUGCUUAUUAAGACCAACUACUUGUUAACUAUACACCAACCUAAUGAUGAAAUGUCUGUGACUUACCCAAAAUUGCACUGAGGUCAGGAAGGGCCAGUAAACAUUCUCAGCCAUCAAAUGACCCUCAGUGCCCACCAUACAUCUUGAUAUUGUGUAAUAUGUGCCAAGAGUACCCAUAAUGAUCCUUAUCAACAAGGGCUCAAUGUCAUAAAUGUCACAAUAAAACAGUCUCUUUUUUUAGUUUAUCCUAUGGCUUGGUUUUCUUGCUCAAAGUCCUGGAGUGGAAUGUUUAGACUUCAGGUCCUGUGGUUAUUGGGACCGUACCAAAGAUUAAAUUGAGCAAGAUUUUCCCAGUUCUAAGUCACUCUGCGCCUGUGAAUCACAGCUUCUAAAGAUGCCUAACUUAUAACACCUGGAAGACUUUCGUCUGGCAUAUAUACAUAUAGCCAGUCUGCUGUUUUGUUCACUGCAUUUGAUAAAGAGUAGAGGGAAAAAAAAAAUCUGACGUCCACAAUUCUACAUAGCAAUUAAAUUAUUUCAGUUUAAUGAGUUACUCCACCAGAAAUUCAGAUUGUGGCUUCCCCUCUGAAACGUGACCUAAUUAAUCUUGUGACUUGGGAACUUCAAUAGUUCCAAAUACUGUUAAAUAUAAAGUUCAGUCAUAUUCGGAGAACAUGUGUGUUUCAUUACCAAAGUUUUAUCUGCUAACCCUGCCCUGGCCCCCAACUGUUGGCAAGCUUUAGGUGUUCCA